This is a messenger RNA of Cynoglossus semilaevis (tongue sole), 1044 nucleotides long. It is a transcript of the gene dbndd1, whose product is annotated as dysbindin domain containing 1. Gene Ontology annotation, biological process: negative regulation of protein kinase activity. The coding region runs from base 59 to 526 and encodes 155 amino acids. The record is from RefSeq and is a predicted model, not a curated record. The transcript has 5 exons. NCBI's taxonomy places the organism in Eukaryota, Metazoa, Chordata, Actinopteri, Pleuronectiformes, Cynoglossidae. Gene Ontology annotation, cellular component: cytoplasm.
CUCUGGAUGCUGGUGUGGAGAGGCAGCAGAGCAGCAGCAGCACACUCUGCUAAGCUGCAUGGAGACUCAGGGAGGGGCACGGAGCCCAGAGCCCAGUAAAGACAUCCAGAAGCUGCUGAAGCCCUCCAGCUCAGGUGACCUGUCCAAGGAGCUGCUCCACAUCGCAGCAGGAGACGAGGAGAGCAGCCUGUCAGGACACACAGCUGCCAGCCUGGAGGUACAAGAAAAAAGCAAGCCUCUGAGCAGCGUGUCGUCACUCGAGGUGCACUUUGACCUGCUGGACCUGACGGAGCUGACUGACAUGUCUGACCAGGAACUGGCUGAAGUGUUCGCCGACUCUGAUGAAGAAAACCACAACGAGUUUCCAGCAGGUUCCCAGCAGCCAUUGCUGCCCAGAGGUGGCUACAUGCGCUCCCCCUCCUGGACACGCUGCAGCAAAGUCGAAUCCCCACGAGAGAGAAAACACCACAGCGACUCAGACACAGCAGAUCCUCUACUGAGGCUGGACCGGCCAAAGCAGCCAUGACGUCUGACGUCAAACUAGAGAAGAGCGAGAGAGAGAGAGAGAGAGAGAGAGAGGGAGAGAGAGAGAGAGAGGGAGAGAGAGAGAGAGAGAGAGAGAGAGCGACGCAGAGCUCAACAGGCACAGCCAGAGCUGGAACACAUCCUGGACCAGGAGGAACCCAUCUGCCUCCAAGCAUGCACAUAUAACUAUCCAUGGUGCUGAACAGACAGUUCUGGUCGACCUCUGGAAACUAUACUCUGUAUUUAAACGUGUUGAGAUUUUGAAAUAACACUCUUAUUUUUUUUUUCAUGGCAUAUUCUCCUUUUUUUUUUCUCCUCUUACUCACACAAUAUCGAUCUGUUAUUUAUGCAAAGAUGCCUGUCAGAUCGUUUUUUUUUUUUAAGUUUGGUUUCUCUCUGAAUUACAGGGUAGGGGGCGAACAGACGUUUAGGGCCGACCGAUAUUAACCCUUCACCUCAGUGAGCAGGCAACACCUAACUUCCACCUGCGCGCCGUUGGUGGAAGUUAAGUUUUUGGAC